Molecule: messenger RNA, 631 nt
Organism: Saimiri boliviensis boliviensis (Bolivian squirrel monkey)
Lineage: Eukaryota; Metazoa; Chordata; Mammalia; Primates; Cebidae
Gene: IL20
Product: interleukin 20
Molecular function (GO): signaling receptor binding
Source: RefSeq, a predicted model, not a curated record
CUCCAGAUUUCAGCCAUAAGAUGAAAGCCUCUGGUCUUGCCUUCAGCCUUCUUUCUGCUGCAUUUUAUCUCCUCUGGACUCCUUCCACUGGACUGAAGACACUCCAUUUGGGAAAGUGUGUGAUCGCCACAAACCUUCAGGAAAUACGAAAUGGAUUUUCUGAGAUACGGGGCAGUGUGCAAGCCAAAGAUGGAAACAUUGAUGUCAGAAUCUUAAGGAGGACUGAGUCCUUACAAGACACAAAGCCUGCAGAUCGGUGCUGCCUCCUGCGCCAUUUGCUAAGACUCUACCUGGACAGAGUAUUUAAGGACUACCAGACUCCUGACCAUCAUACUCUCCGGAAGAUCAGCAGCCUCGCCAAUUCCUUUCUUACCAUCAAGAAGGACCUCCAGCUCUGUCAUGCCCACAUGACAUGCCAUUGUGGGGAGGGAGCAACGAAGAAAUACAGCCAGAUUCUGAGUCACUUUGAAGAGCUUGAGCCUCAGGCAGCAGUUGUGAAGGCUUUGGGAGAACUAGACAUUCUUCUGCAAUGGAUGGAGGAGACAGAAUAGGAGGAAAGUGAUGCUGCUGCUAAGAGUACUCGAGGCCAAGAGCUCUAGUCCUCACUACCUGCAGAGGCAUGACCCCAAAC